GUGCAGUGUCAUUUGAUAUGAGACGUCUGUAAAGGGAAGAUCACAGACCUUAUCAACAUGCAGCAUUUAUGUUUUAAUAUAUUCUUCAGUGCCAUUUGCCUCAGUGGUAUUCUCGGUGUCGAGAUUGGGAAACAUGAUCCGGCAAGGUUUUCAUCAUUUCGGGCGUUUCCAUGGAUACCAGUAGAUCUCUAUGUACACUAUGACUGGCCUGAAAGGUCUGCAAGAUUUGCGGGUAGAGAAGUACUGGGAAUAGGCCCAGCUGUGACCUUUAACGUAAUUGUCACUUCGGCAUGGGGAUAUGGCUGGAAUACGGGCGCCGGAAGGUAUGGCAUGUACUAUGUUCACUUUCAACUUCGCUACAAGACUGUCCCGUUCACAAGGUAUCAAUGCAGUGCAUGGGUCCAUUGGCCGCCACCGUUCCCUGUACAUCUUGACGGAAUUCCUUCAGUAGAAUAUAACUAUUGUGUUCCAUUUUAAAAGAUUACGCAAUGUCAUAAGAAAUGGUAAACAAACGAAAAUAAACAUUCUUUUAAAAAAAUAUCUAAUACAAUCACUUAUAGUUUGUAAUUAGCAUGUAUAUUUGACCUUUUGAAUGGUAACGUGAUGCUAUCACGAAAGGUAAACAAACGAGAAUAAACAUUCAUAAAAAUAAACACCAACUCACCAACAAUAUCUUAUACACUCAACUAUAGCUUGUUAUUUACAUGUCUUUGAAUAUUUAAUAUUAUAUGAACAUACUUGUAAUAAAGCUGAAAUGUUGGUCAUUUCACUUU
Ruditapes philippinarum (Manila clam) is the source of this 773-nucleotide messenger RNA. RefSeq lists its product as uncharacterized. The record is from RefSeq and is a predicted model, not a curated record. Bases 58 to 477 code for a protein of 139 amino acids. Lineage: Eukaryota; Metazoa; Mollusca; Bivalvia; Venerida; Veneridae. The transcript is spliced from 3 exons.